AUGAAGCCUAAAGACGAGUUGUCCCUUCCCGAGCUGGAGGAGUUAAUUCAGCCGAAUUUCCCAAAGUCAAUAUUAAUCCCAAGCCAAGGGGCUCACAAGGAGAAACCAAGGCUCCCAGAAGAUGAGGAGUCUGGCCCUGAUGUCGUAUCAGCCGUGAUCGGGGAGUAUGGACGCUGGCAACUAUUGAUGACGUUCCUUCUAUCGCUCUUCUCAUUCCCUUGCACAUUCCACAUCUUCUUGCCUACCUUCACGGCGAAGGCAACAAAAUACUGGUGUCAACGACCUGAAAAUCUAUCGAUCGUUUCCCUAGACAGAUGGAUAAACUACAGUCAGCCAAAUGACGCUUGCUACGUCCGCUCACUAACAGAAAAUGUGACAGCAGCAAGUAUUAUGAACUGGACCGCCCCAGAAAUACCCCUCUUUCAAAAGUGCCAAGAAUGGGGCUUCGAUCGAAGCGAAGUUGGGGAUACUAUAAUCUCUGAAUGGAAUCUUGUGUGCGAUAAAGAGAAUCUGACGAGUCUUGCGGAGGUAGUGUUUUUGAUUGGUGUGGGGAUCGGGGGUGUUGUUGGGGGAUGGAUUUCAGAUAGAUUUGGGAGAAAACGCAUUCUCAUGGCGAUGUCAGUAGCGCAGAGUGCAUUGGCGAUUCUGUCUCUUUUAGUGAGCUCAUAUAUGCAAUAUGUAGCAGUAAGACUUAUAAUGGGGCUCGUAUCAGUGUCUGUGGUAUAUGCGGCGUUUGUGUUAUCUGUGGAGCUCGUUGGCGGGAAAUGGGUGACGAUCGCGGGCGUUUGCAACUUUUUCCCUCUACCCCUGGCGUAUGUUAUCGUGUCUCUAUUAUCUAUGGUUAUGCCUAAUUGGAGGGAUCUUCAGUUGGCGUUGUCUUUACCGGGCUGCUUACUUAUAGUGCUAUGGUUUGUCUUACCCGAAUCUCCAAGAUGGCUCCUGAGCAUGGGACGUACACAGGAAGCCAAAGUGAUACUAGAAAAAGCGGCAAAAUUCAACAACAAACAACUUCCGGUGGACAUAGACAAGCUGUUAUUAGUCUACAAAAUAGAUACGAAAACGGAAGACCCGAGUGUGUUUAUGCUACUCCGAGGAUACCUCUUAAAGAGGACAAUCUGUUUAUUCGUAGCGUGGUUCGCUAUGACGAUAGCGUAUUACGGACUGUUGUUAAACAUAGGAAACUUUAACCUUGGUAACUUGCACGUGACAUCUAUAAUUCUAGCCGUAGUAGAAAUUCCGGCGAUAGGUUUGAGUAUUCCUAUAUUGUUAAAGGCUGGGCGAAGAUUCCCUAUAUUUAUAACCAUGGUGGUAUGCGGUCUGGCCUGUGUAGCCAGUGAGAUUUUGUCCAUAUCAUUUGAGAACCCAUGGGCGAUGAUAUCGUGUCUCAUGGUGGGGAAGUUCGCGAUCGGAGCAACGAAUAUGAUGCUGCCCAUAUUCACCGCCGAGUUAUAUCCCACUGUGGUACGGAAUUUGGGAGUUGGUGUCAGUCAGAUUUCCUCUGGAUUGGCGCUUAUUUGCAUACCGUAUUUGUGGAGAUUGACGGCUUUUAAUGAACAUCUACCGAUGGUAACCAUAGCUGCGAUGAGCGCUGCAGGGGGCGCCACUAUACUAGCAUUACCGGACACGACGAACGGGAAAGCUAAAGUGAGCACAGAAAGCGUACCAUCAAGUAAUGGAACAUAUACUACUACUGACGAUAGAGGGCGCUGA
Leptosia nina is the source of this 1710-nucleotide messenger RNA. The record is from the annotation of a GenBank genome assembly. NCBI's taxonomy places the organism in Eukaryota, Metazoa, Arthropoda, Insecta, Lepidoptera, Pieridae.